UAGUCAUUAAAAUAUAGUUCUGUACUAUCUAUUGUAAUGAAUAGUCAUACCUUCACACAGACUAAUUUAAUCUUAUGAUCAGUGUGUUUACAAUGUGUUUAGUAGGAUCUAGAAAGUGACACAACAUUUAGUCAAACAGCUGUUCAUUAAACUGCAAUGUAUCAACAGUUGUAUGUUCAUAGUUUGUUUUUACACAUUGACCAGCAAACAUGACAAAUUAAAAAAAAAAAAUUAAAAAAAUGUCCUCCACACAUAUUAGCACUUGAUUUUGGAAAGACUGUACACUCCCUCAUUCACCUUGUUGGCCUAGAAUCAGUUUGCACUGCACAGAAUUAGCUAUGCAAUCAUACUGCUCACUCAUUUUUAACUGUUGAUCUCGCUGAACACACUCCUUGCUUUUAACUGCAUUAACAAGCCAAUGGCCUACUUUUGCAGGAAUUGUUAAAGUGCACCUGACCUGUCAGUAGCAGUGGUGGAGUGGGCAGGCAGGCAAGCAGGAUAGCUAGCUGGGGGAUGGGCUGGAUGGUUGGUUGCCUAAAUGAAUGCAAGCCACCCAGUAAGAGUACAGAUAACCGCAUAAUUAACCAUGCAGCAGCAGCAACAGUAGCUGUUGCUGCUUGCAUGGUUAAAAAGAAAUUGCUUUAUGUGUGCAGCAAUACUACUGUCAACAACAAGUCUAUACACACAGCAGUAGCAGCAGUUAGAGUCUCUGCUGCAUCAUCACAGUUUCUGUCCUGCUCACGGAGGAAGCAUAUUAACCUGACUGAGCAACUUAACAAUGCUUAUUCACUUGCCUUCUGCCCAGCUGCAAACCUUUCAUUGCAAAGCAAGGCAAUAAAGUAGUCCUGAUCAACACACUAAAGAAAAAAAAAAUCUCGAAUAUUUACAUUAUCAAUCAUCUUUUUCAGUAAAUCUCAACUCUGUAUUCAUGUUCUGUUUCUAUUAGUUGAGCGAGUCACUACAAUAUCUGGAAGCAUUAUAUUGGAAUGUUAAAAAAAAUACCUUAAUCAUACACAACCUUCAUCUUAUAAAGAAACUCCCUGUUUCCAAAUGUGCUUACCAGUUUGUUGCUUUCUGAGUUCACCAACUUCACAUGCAAGAAAAAUUAUGAAGAAUAUGUGUUUUUCAUGUUGAGUCAACAUUAUACUGAAAAUGGUCCACAGCUCAUGUUGGAUAUUUCUCAAUCAUCUCCAAUGGCUGGUUCCUUUGGAUUGUUACAUAACUAAUACACCUGAACUGAAUGGUUACUUAUGAUAAUAUUGUUCUUGUGACUAGGGGUCAUCCUCCUGUGAAAUGGAUUUACCAGGUUCUAGUGCCUUUCACCAAAGUUUCCUGAACACCUCCAUGAUUUCAGAUGAUAGUCCAACUGUCCAGAAGCGAGUCUCAUAUGGUGGUGAAUCCUUUCCUUAUGGAAUCAGUGGUGUUGCCAUGCCCGAUUAUGGCUAUAGUGGCAGUGUUUAUAAUUAUUCACGAAAGAGUUUUCCCCGAAAAUCACGGGUAUGUUGUUACUGUGGAAAAUCUUUCACCAGGUCGACAACGAGACGCUAUCACGAAAAGCGAUGUCCACUUCUACGUGCUGCUGGUAGUUUAGUGGAACAGAAUGAACAACCUGUUGAUAAUGGAGCAACUGCUUCAACUGAUCACAAGUUUUAUGCAAUUGGAUCACAAAGCCCAGCGUCACUCACCAAUUCAAUUAGUCCGGCUUCUGAUUCUUGUCGUGCUGGAGUUGAAGAUGAACUUUCAAAACAGCCUGUCACAAAUCGAAGACGGUCAUUUGACCAGGCCAAUUUGGAAAGUGUGUUUGUUAAACAAGAACCUUCUGAGUUUCUCAAUAUGUAUGUUAGGACUUCAACACCACGGACAGGUUCAUCUGAAAAUAACCCAUAUGUAAAUUCUGACAGUAAUAAACAGGAAUCUUCAAAGCCAUUGGUAAACUUUCCGUCCCAAUCCAGUAGCAGUAACAAAGAUGUAAAUGGCGAAUCGGUCAUUACAUCUACACCUAGGUAUGAUCAGGCAGGAAAUGUUGAAUCACACUCAAAUUUGGAGAGUGAUUCUCUUAGAACGAUUAGAAUUGAGAAAACAGAGACAGAUGUCCCAAAAAAUGAUGGUUCAGAAACCAGUAUAUACAAAAACCAUUCUUCAACACAUUUGGACCAAAUGUUGCAAGGUGAUGCAACCUCUUUGUCAGCUCGUCCUCAUAAAUCUUCACGUUUACAACAGUCAACUCAGGGAGCUUCCCAUUCAUCAGCUUUUAGAAUUGAGCGAAGAGUAUCUAAAAUGAUAAACAAACAUCGAUGCGGCUUGUGUGGCAAGCUGUUUGAUACCCAGAAACAGCUUCAAAUGCAUGAGCAAUUACAUACUAAAUUUAGGCCAUAUACUUGCCGCUUCUGUGGUCAGCGAUUUACGAAAUCAGCAAUGAGAAUUCGUCAUGAGCGUUCUCAUCUUGGGGAAAAGCCAUUUAUGUGUAUUGCGUGUGGGUCCUCAUUUACUCGAAACUAUAGCCUGAAACUGCAUGAGCAGCGCCGGCAUUCUCGAGGUCCUUGUAUCUGUACAGAUUGUGGAAAGGUGUGCGAGUCUUUAAGCAGUCUCAAAUUCCACACUCAGAAACAUGAAUCUUUUGAUGCUUUUGCUGCUAAAGACAACAACAACAGCACCCAAAUGGAACCUACAGCAACUGGCAUAACCAGCUUUUCUUCAACUACACCCAAAGCUGCAGAACAGCAGGAUAAUCCGGAAUCCCUUAAAAAGGAGUCUGAUCCACCAAGUGAUUCUGGAUCUGUCAGCCAAACUAGCAACAAAAAACUGCCAGAUGACAGUAGUAAGACUACUGUAGCACCAAGUACAGGAGAGGAAGAUGAUGCUAAGGCUAAGGUGAAAUGUAAUGAUUGUGGUAAGGAGUUCACACGACCUUACUUGCUCAAAUACCAUAUAAAGGUACAUGCUGGCUUAAAACCAUUUGAGUGUCCUAUCUGUGGGAAAAGAUUUGGAUAUAAAAAUAACAUGAAAUCUCAUCUGAAACUUCAUGCUGGAAUUAAACCAUAUCAGUGCUGUGUCUGUGAUGCAAAAUUUACACGAGGGUCUACGCUUCGAAGGCAUGCUCGUAAGCAUGGCAUCAUGGCUACAUCAAUAUGGGACCUGUUUUCAAACUCUGGAAUAUCACAGUCACAAGCAUUCAGUGCCAGUAAUCUAGCCAAAAAAGUGGCUGCUGCUGCUGCUUCAUCACUACACACUAGUAAAACGAACUAUGCUUCUCAAAUCGGGGUCAUUCCAGAUAGUUCUGACCCAAAUCGUCAGAACUAUGAUUCACAUUCAGCCGAAUCCUCCAUACCUCAAUCUAUAGCCAACGGCAGUAUAUACCUAAACUACAAACACUCAGCAACUCAACAUACAUACCAUUCACCUUUAGCUACCUCAGCAGUCAUCCAACCCACUUCUUCCGUUACCUCAUACUCCCCAAACUCUCCUCCACUCACUGCCCUCAAUCUCAGCAUAAAAAACAAACCUGAUGUGCAGUAUCAAAGCUCAGACGUGCUGAGGACAUCCUGGAACCUGCAGCGGCCUACCUCCUCAUCUACAAGCAUAUCUUCCAAUUUGGAAAGCAAAAUGUCCACUCCAUUACUUUUACAAAUAAACAACAGUGAACUACUGCCAACCAAGCAUUCUGCUUAUAAGGUCUCUCAACCCAAAGCUGAAUAUCGUGAUUUCGAAGCUCAAACUAAUUUGUGUGAUUGUAGCCGUACAAUUGAAGAUAACGUCCAGGCCAACAUGUAUGGCGCUCACUUGCCAGCAUCCCGUUUGAUUAAACAGGAGAGCAGCUUACGUUAUAGUCCAGUUACAGUGUCAAAUGGGACAUCACCGGUGAAAUUUGACAAAAUAGGAAGCUCGUUUAAUGGAGAAACAGUUUCUUCUUUGCUCACAACUGGACGUAUGUUUGUCUGUGAAUACUGUGAAUGCUACUUCAAGGAAUAUGCCAUGUAUCGCAUCCAUCAAAAGCUGCAUGUUAAAGAUGAGAGCCGGCCCUAUCUUUGUCCAGUCUGUAAUGAGGACUGUCAUGAUAGGAUAUACUUUAGUUUGCAUAUUUCAGAACAUUUAAAGUAGGAAGGCUAGCUCUUAAGUUUUAUUUUGAUGCAUGCUAUUGCAAUAAUGUUGGCACAUCCUACCUCGACACAUUUUUCGUCUAUUCUAGAUGAAGCAUAGAAUAAGAAAAAUGGAAAGAAAAUAAUUUUUUUUUUUUAGUUUUUUUUUUGUUUAUACAUAUAUAUAU
Molecule: messenger RNA, 4264 nt
Organism: Octopus sinensis (East Asian common octopus)
Lineage: Eukaryota; Metazoa; Mollusca; Cephalopoda; Octopoda; Octopodidae
Product: zinc finger protein 236-like
Exons: 6
Coding region: 1294-4098 (934 amino acids)
Cellular component (GO): nucleus
Source: RefSeq, a predicted model, not a curated record